CCCGACGACGCGCCAAGUCCACAGCAUCUCACAUAUCCAGCCUGCCCAAGGACAUAGCGGCGCAUAUCACCAACUUCAUAUGGCCGGAUCUGAAGGCUCUUCGCAUCCUGUCCAGCUUGAGCCCGGCCUUCUACACCGAGGUUCUUCCAAGAAUCUACCCCGUCUCCCGGGUACGACUGACCCCCCUCAGCAUACACCGCGACCUUGAAGGGUUUGAUACCCCCUACCAAGAUGUACCCUCAAGCCUGAGGAGCUGGCACUUGGUCAAGGAUGAUGCGAGUAGUUUCGAUGACCAGGAGGCUGCCUACUGGAAUACCAAGUACUUCAGUACAGCCCUGGUUGAACAUCUAGUCAUCGAAGGCCAAAAUGCUAUGGUGGAGCUGGGGACGGUGCUUGGGGGAAAUCUUUGAGCGAGAAAGAUCAGGGCCCUCGCCAUAGGCCAUGAGGAGAGAUCGCCCAAUGGUCGCAUCUCUACAGACGCUCGUGCUCGAGUGCGACGACCUCACAAUCCCGCCCUCCGAUGAUCUCCUCUACCUCCUCGAAACCGGUCUUCCUGACCACCUUGUCGAAAUCAGCCUGGCCCUACCGCUCGUGUCUGUUCCGCCCCACAAUACCACCCUUGCACACAACAUUAUGCAGGUGGUGAUGGGAGCCAUCUCGCACAUCGACAAGGUCAUCUUGCGCAACGUUCAUCUCAAUUCUCGCAUUUGUCUACCCACCAAAUGCAAUGUCUUGAUCAUCCACGUUCGCGAAGAUUGCCCUUGGGACAAUAUGGCCGAUGAUGACGCCAUGUCCAUGAUCGAACGCGAGAUCGGGGAUGCGAACGACAGUCUCAAGGACACGGUCAUCCACUUCGUCGAAUUCGGCGCUACAUUCGACACUGGGGGCCGCGCCAGGCAGUCGAGUUGGAAACGGCGUUUGGGCAAGUUGUCACGACCGCGCCCCAGCUUCCACGUCAUCACACGCUCUAUUACGUAAAUACCUAUUGAGCUGGACGCGUCGCGACACUCAUCACUCAACACUCGUCAUUACUUCCUCGUUUGAGACACCCCUCUUGUUUAUUCCGGUACAUCACAAACAUCAUAUCGUACCAGGAGCUACGCAUAUCUAGGGACAUUGCUAUCACCCCACUUACACAGCAAUACAUCUCUAAGACAGCAACUCAUGAGAAAGCGCAGCAAGCCAAGAGAACGGCUUAGUCAGUUGGGUAGCGAAUAUGGGAAAGUUGAGUAAGCCAGUAGGGCUCUGGAUGUCUAUAUAAGUAGAUAGUUUUACAUAGAUUCGAGGAUCUCAGCGACCUCGAAUACGUCUGACUUGCCUAUGAACUAGGAAUCGCAA
Molecule: messenger RNA, 1338 nt
Organism: Cryptococcus amylolentus CBS 6039
Lineage: Eukaryota; Fungi; Basidiomycota; Tremellomycetes; Tremellales; Cryptococcaceae
Exons: 2
Coding region: 442-978 (178 amino acids)
Source: RefSeq, a predicted model, not a curated record